This is a messenger RNA of Trifolium pratense (red clover), 1842 nucleotides long. RefSeq names its product probable dolichyl pyrophosphate Man9GlcNAc2 alpha-1,3-glucosyltransferase. The transcript is spliced from 6 exons. The coding region runs from base 99 to 1655 and encodes 518 amino acids. Gene Ontology annotation, biological process: protein N-linked glycosylation. The record is from RefSeq and is a predicted model, not a curated record. Gene Ontology annotation, cellular component: endoplasmic reticulum membrane. Gene Ontology annotation, molecular function: dolichyl pyrophosphate Man9GlcNAc2 alpha-1,3-glucosyltransferase activity. NCBI's taxonomy places the organism in Eukaryota, Viridiplantae, Streptophyta, Magnoliopsida, Fabales, Fabaceae.
AUAUUUUUUAAUAAUACUUUUUUUUUUUAAGAAAGUUAAUACGAGACUGUGUGUUCUUCUUCCUUCAGUCUCAUCACUGUCACGAUCUCAUCACAAAAAUGGCAAACAAAACCAAAAAAAACACAACAACAACAACCUACGACGACAACAACAACACAUGGCAUUGGAUACUGCAAAAAGGAACACCAACAACAUUCACAACAAUCGCAUUAUUCGCAAUCUUAAUCCGUUUCCUCGUAUCAUUGUACCCUUAUUCAGGUUUCAAAACCCCACCAAAAUUCGGAGAUUUUGAAGCACAGAGACAUUGGAUGGAGAUAACAAUAAAUCUUCCAAUUCGUGAAUGGUAUAGAAAUGGAACCAAUAAUGAUUUGAGUUAUUGGGGUCUUGAUUAUCCUCCUCUUACUGCUUAUCAGAGUUGGAUUCAUGGUGUUUUUCUCAGAUUUUUUCAUCCGCCUUCUGUUUCUCUGUUCACUUCUAGAGGUCAUGAAUCAUAUCUUGGAAAACAGCUGAUGCGGUGGACAGUGAUAUCAUCUGAUGCCCUGAUAUUCUUUCCAGCUGUUUUGUACUUUAUUAUUAUUCAUUAUAAUCAACCUUCUCGGAGCCGUAAAACUGAUUUGGCAUGGCACAUUACCUUGCUUUUGCUAAACCCGUGUUUGAUCUUAAUCGAUCACGGUCACUUUCAGUACAACUGUAUCAGCUUGGGAUUUACUGUUGCAGCUGUUGCUGCUAUCCUCUCUGGGAAAGAUCUUGUUGGUUCUGUUCUUUACUGUCUAGCUCUAAAUCAUAAACAGAUGAGUCUAUAUUUUGCACCCGCUUUUUUCAGCCAUCUACUUGGCAAAUGCCUGAGACGAGAACAUCCAGUCCUUGAGGUGUCAAAACUAGGAUUUGUGGUCUUAGGAACCUUUGCAGCAGUGUGGUGGCCUUAUCUGUAUUCAACGCAAUCCUUUUUGGAGGUCAUUGCCCGUCUUGCUCCGUUUGAAAGAGGAAUAUUUGAGGAUUAUGUGGCCAAUUUUUGGUGUGCCACUUCGAUUCUCAUAAAGUGGAAGAGAUUGUUUGCAACAGGGCCGUUAAAACUUCUCAGUUUCUCUUUAACAAUUAUAUCGUGUUUUCCUUCAAUGGUUCAACAAAUAAAGUCUCCAAGUAAUAAAGGAUUCCUUUAUGGGCUUCUCAACAGUUCUUUGGCAUUUUACUUGUUUUCUUUUCAAGUGCAUGAGAAGUCCAUUUUGCUACCACUUCUUCCAGCAACCAUGCUAGCUAUGGAAGAGCCCUUUAUUUUUCGAUGGUUCAUGCAAUUCGCCAUGUUCUCCAUGUUCCCUUUGAUGUGUCGCGACGGUUUGAUUGCUCCAUAUUUCGCUUUAUUCGUUCUAUUUAUCCUGGUUCUCAACACACCUGAUCAAAACAAAAUUAAAGAGAACAACUAUUUCUAUAGUUAUUUAGGCUCGACAACGAGACGCCUUAUUUUAUUUUUUUCUUUAAUUCUUCACAUAGUAUAUUUAACAAUGCAACCUCCUAAGAAGUAUCCUUUUCUUUUUGAAGCAAUAAUUAUGAAUCUUUGUUUCUCUCAGUUUGUGAUUGUAACUCUUGGCUGCAAUAUAAAGCAGUGGAUGUUAAACAAAAAUGUCAAAUUAGAUGAAAUAGAAAAGAAACUCAUUUGACAUUGGUUACACUUUUGAAGUUGAUGAGUUUUUUUUUUUGUUGAAAAUUUGGAUUAUGAGGUGUGACAUAUUUUGACUUUUGAUUCAUUUCACCUAUGGUUUAUAUAAAUUGAAUUAGGAGAUUGGCCUGCAUUGACAUACUAUAUUGUAAUGAUUUUAUAAUCUUCAGUCUUUUGUUCUCUUCCCA